This is a messenger RNA of Penicillium chermesinum, 1008 nucleotides long. RefSeq lists its product as uncharacterized. The record is from RefSeq and is a predicted model, not a curated record. The transcript has 5 exons. The coding region runs from base 1 to 1008 and encodes 335 amino acids. Lineage: Eukaryota; Fungi; Ascomycota; Eurotiomycetes; Eurotiales; Aspergillaceae. Gene Ontology annotation, biological process: barbed-end actin filament capping; actin filament depolymerization. Gene Ontology annotation, molecular function: actin filament binding; actin monomer binding. Gene Ontology annotation, cellular component: cytoplasm; actin filament.
AUGCAGUCGGGAAUCUCAGUCUCCGCGGAGCUGCAAGAUGCCUUCGCCCGCUUCAGCUCCGACAACACGAGCUUCUGCCUGCCCGUAACAAUCACCUCCGAGAGGCUGACUCCGCUCGACGCAAUCCCCUUCCCGGGCUCCUCGUCCAGCCCGGAAGACUUCUUCUCCGCCCUGCCGUCUCUCUCUUCCGUCCUGCAGCCCAAGACCCCAAUCUACCUCCUGCUCCGCCGCCCCCGGCCCUCCUCCUCUGCCCUCGUCGCCCUCACGUACAUCCCUUCCAAUGCCCCCGUUCGCCCGAAGAUGCUCUUCGCCUCCACCCGCCAGACGCUGACCCGCGAACUCGGCACGGAGAAGUUCGCCUCUUCCGUCUUUGCUACGGAGGAAGAGGAGAUUCUGGGCCGUGAGGCCUGGCGCGAGCGAGAUGGCGAGACAACGGGCGGGUUUCGGCGGGAGGAUCUGAUGGAUGAUAAGGAGCGAGAGCUCGAGGCUGUGAGGAAGGCUGAGGCCGAGGCUCGGAAUAGUACCCGACACCGGGAUAUCGGCAUUGGGGGCACAUUUGGGCCUGGUUCUGGGUCUGGCUCCGGCGUUGCUAUGCCUGUUGACGAGCAGGCGAAGGCUGCACUGAAGGAGCUUCAGAGCGGUGGGCUUGUACAGCUGACGGUAGAUGUUCGCACGGAGACGGUGCAGCUUGUCGAAGCUAAGGCGGAUGUGGAUCCUGGCUCGGUCGCUAGCCACAUCUCCGAGAAGUCGCCCCGGUAUUCAUACUACCACUACCCCGGCACAGAAGUUGUUGUGUUUCGGGUCUUCGAUCAAAGAGCGCAUGGUGCACGCCAGCUCGCGAGGACGGCGAUCACGAUUGCCGAGAACGAAGGGCUGAAAAUCGAGAAAAAGAUCGAGGCUUCCUCGCCAGACGAAAUCACAGGCGAACGGUUGCAGGAAGAAGUGAGCCCGUCGCAGAAUCAUGCCGCUGCUCGAGGAUUUGCCCGCCCGAAGCGUCCUGGCCGAUAA